UUGUCAUGACAUAUUGACAUUCACAUUAGUGUUUAAACUGAAAUAGUUAAUCAAACACAGUAUCUAACUAUACUUAUUUAUUUGGUGAGAUUGAAAAACAUUGUACAAUUAAAUCAUUGAUCUGAAGAAUACUAAAAUGGAUAAAGAUUUGCAUGAUAAUGGUAAUUGUUACAAAAAUAAGAUCAAUGAAGACCUUGAGGAUGGAGAGAUUUUGGACGAAGAAGAUAAUACUGAAAUGGCUGAAUCAACUGAACAAAGUACAGAGACUAAAGCAUCUAGAGGUAGAUCCAGAGAUAGAUUUUCUAGAAAUGAAGGAGUUACAAUGAAAAGAUGUGCUAGUUAUCAAAUGGACAAUGAUAGAUGUAAGAGAUUUAGAUAUGAUCAGAACAAUAAAAAAGAACAACUUACGUUGAGAAAUAAUCAAUAUGGCUUGUUUAAUAGCAAAACUAAUAAUGACACACCAAUGGAACUUAUUGAGACUGUUAAUGAUGAAGAAAUUUUAUAUGUUAGAAGAACCAAUAGUCCUGAAGAAUUUGAAAAUGAAGAAGAAUUUCAUCCUUUGAAUAACAUUGACCGUAGAGGAAGAGGAAAACGAGUUGAUGGUGGUAGUGGUGCUAUGGAUAUACGCAAUAGAGAUAUGCCUAUGAAACAACAAUUGAUUGCAAGUUCAGGCAUGAAAAAUAAAAGAUCUGAAAAUGAAGAAAAAGUUUGUCAAUAUUUUCUUCAAGGAAAAUGUCAUAAAAAAAAUAAUUGUACCUAUUCUCAUCGACAACCAAAUGAUCGCAAAAUGAAACUAUGCAAAUAUUAUUUAAUGGAUUGUUGUAAUAAAGAGGAUAGGUGUACGUUUAUGCAUAGUGGAUUGCCAUGUAAAUAUCAUACUGGUAUAAAAUGCAAUUCAGGUAUAAAUUGUCGGUUUAGCCAUGCCAAACUUGAUAAAGAACAAAAAAAAAAAUUAUUAAAGUAUGUAAAUGAAAAUGAAGAUUUUAAGAACAAUUUUGAAGAGGAACCAAAACCUCUACGCUCUUCAAAAAUUAAUUGUGUAUCUAAAAAUAAUAAGAAAAAAAUUCGAUCAUUAUCGGAAAUGCAAAUACCUGUACCUCCUGAAUUAAAAAACAUUGAUAAAAACUCAGAUGAAGAUCUAGGUGAGGUAAAUAAUAAUAACAAUAACAAUAAUACACCAAUGCCAUCAUGUUCUCGAGACGAGCCUACGGUUGAUGACACUUUCAAAACUAACAAUGCUGAACAAGUAUCAAUUAUGUUUCAAAAUAAUCAGGCGAUAUAUAAACCUAAAAAAUAUCAAAAACACAUAGAUAGUAAAGAAAGAAAAAAACAAGAAAAAGAAAUUAAGAAAAAACAAAGAGAAGAAAGACACACAAAAAAAAGAAUAGAAAAAACCCAACAACAUAAAGAAGACUUGUCCAUGAAGACCAAUGAUCAACCAUUAUUAGAUGAUCUAAACGAUGAUGACGAAUUUAAUGAUCUUGUUAUUGACAAAGAAAAAUAUCAAAAUGAAAAAAAAGAACAAUUGUCAACAAAUUCUCCCUCUAAGUCAAACUUAUCAAAAGUUGAACAAGUUCAUCUUAAUAAAAUUACUAUAAGUGAUUAUAUGGCUAGACUACCAAAUACUAUAAAAGCAUGUGUCAAUAAAACAAUGAUAGUAAAUCAACCUUCUCCAUUUCAUUUACCAGCAUUAGAACAGCCUAAUAAUUUUGAAGAAACUAUUCAAGAAAAAAAAAAUAUAAUUGAAGAAUCUCCUGCUAGCUCUACUGUUAUUGACAGUUGUCCUGUGGAAUUGGGAAAGUCAGAUGUAGAUUUAAGACAACUGCCUUUUCAAUUUCCCUUUGCAGUAGCUAGAGAGAUAGACGCUUCUCUUAAUAGUCAUCCACCAAUGAAAUACCAUCUAAUACCAUGCCAAGUGUCCAUACCCAACUACUUUAAUAUUUCUCCUAUGAUGGGAAUUGAUGAUCCAAGGCUUAGACGUAAUAUAAUAGCGGCAAAGGAUCCAAUGUUAAUUCAAAAUGCCCCUUUAACUAUUAGUGCAAUUAAUGUUAGACCAAAUGAUCCAUACAGAAAACCCAUAUCUCCUAAAGACCCUUGACAAAGGCAUUAUUUUGACAUGGACCAAAGAAUACAUUACAUAAAUCAUUCUUAAUUUGAUAAUUAUUUAAUAAUCGUUAAACUUUAUUUUUCUUAAAUUACUUAUACUCAGACUAAUAUUGUUCAAAAAAAAUUUAAUUUGAUGUAUUUAUGUUGUAUAAUGUAAUGUACACUUGUGUAAUUACUUAUUAGUAAACAAUUUAAUAACAAUGACUGAUUUGUUUUUUGUAGUCGAAAUCCUAAUACUAUUGUUGUUAAGACUAUUAUAAGAAAAUUAGGUAAAAUGUAAUAGAUUAUCAGCAGUGGCGCAAAUCUAGGGGUGUAGGGGGGGCAACUGCCCCCCUUUAUACUGUUAACUCACUAUGUAAAUUAUAUUUUCUAUUUUUAUUUGAUACAUUUCAUUAUUAUUUAUAUUAUA
This is a messenger RNA of Aphis gossypii (cotton aphid), 2515 nucleotides long. RefSeq names its product putative neugrin-like protein DDB_G0288135. The transcript is spliced from 13 exons. Gene Ontology annotation, molecular function: metal ion binding; RNA binding. Gene Ontology annotation, biological process: negative regulation of DNA-templated transcription. The record is from RefSeq and is a predicted model, not a curated record. Gene Ontology annotation, cellular component: nucleus. Lineage: Eukaryota; Metazoa; Arthropoda; Insecta; Hemiptera; Aphididae.